Molecule: messenger RNA, 1353 nt
Organism: Striga hermonthica
Lineage: Eukaryota; Viridiplantae; Streptophyta; Magnoliopsida; Lamiales; Orobanchaceae
Source: the annotation of a GenBank genome assembly
AUGGAAUCUUCCAGCCUGCUUUCCGUUUUGGCACUGUUGUUUUCGAUUCAGUUGAUGAUGUGGGCGGUGACUGGGAAUAUAGUGUUCAGAGUUGAUCACAAGUACGGUGGACGAAGCAAUAAGGCGCUGGGGGAACUCAGAGCACACGACGCGCGGCGGCACGGUCGAAUGCUUGCCGCUCUUGAUUUUCCGUUGGGUGGUGAUGGUUCACCCACCGGUGCAGCGCUCUAUUUUACCAAGGUCACCAUUGGAACUCCUCCAGUUGAUUAUCACGUCCAGGUGGACACUGGAAGUGAUAUAUUGUGGGUGAAUUGCCAGAACUGUGAGAGGUGUCCUACAAAAAGUGAUCUCAAAAUAAGUUUGAAGCAGUAUGAUUUAUCGGCCUCCUCCACGGGUGAGCUCAUCAGUUGUGAUGAUGAUUUUUGUACCAUUGCUGUCGAUCAUCACAGUUCAGACUGCAAAAAAGGAAUGAACUGUGAAUAUUUUGUUGCCUAUGGAGAUGGAAGCCGAACGGAAGGGUACUUUGUUAGAGAUCAAUUCAGACUCGAUCAAGUUUCAGGGAACCUCCAAACAUCGACAAUGAACGGAUCCAUAUCUUUUGGGUGCUCAGCUAAGCAGUCUGGACAAUUGGGCUCAUCGUCCGAGGCAGUUGAUGGAUUAAUAGGCUUUGGACAAGCAAAUUCUUCAAUUCUUUCACAACUUGCUUCAGCUGGAAAAGUGAAAAAGGUAUUUUCUCACUGCUUGGCUAGUAAUAAGGGAGGUGGCAUUUUUGCCAUUGGGGAAAUAGUGCAGCCAAAAGUGAAUAGGACGCCGCUUGUCCCAAAUUCGCAACAUUAUAAUGUUAUUCUGAAAUCAGUUGAGGUAGGAGGUCAGUUUCUGAACCUUCCGACAGACAUAUUCGACGCAGGGUCCAAUAGAGGGACUAUAAUCGACAGCGGUACAACCUUGGCCUAUCUUCCAUCUGUAGUUUAUCAACAGCUUAUGAGUAAGGUCAUGGAACAACAACCGGAUCUACAAACUCACGUGGUUGAGCAGCAGUUCAGAUGUUUAUGGUACCGGGGGAAUGUUGAUGAUGGGUUUCCAGUUGUAAAGUUCCAUUUUGAGGGCUCACUCAUUUUGACUGUUUAUCCCAAUGAAUAUCUGUUUGAAAUUAGUGAUAAUGAGUAUUGUAUAGGUUGGCAAAACAGUGCAACACAAACUAAGGAUGGACAAGAUAUGACUUUAUUGGGAGACAUAGUGUUGUCAGACAAACUAGUUUAUUAUGAUCUCGAAAAUCAGACAAUUGGAUGGGCGCAGUACAACUGUGAGUCGACUCCUAUUAAACUUCGUUAUUGUAGCCUAUUUCGUUCAUAG